AUGGAUUUCCCGAGCCUAGGCCCCAGUCACCUCAUAGCGACGCUCUUCUACAAGUCAAAUACGCCCCACUUCUUUCCACACCCCGAUGCCUCACCACAUUCCCCUACCGAUGCGCUCGCACCCGCCUCUCUUGAGUCACUGAGAGAUGGCGCCGCUCCCACAGACAAUCUGGAAGCAUACCCGUUAGAACCUCCUACGCCUGGUCCCAAUCCGCUUGACCACCUCUACGGCAGCUACAUCAGCCAGUCCUGUCUGACAGACUUCUUCGUACUGUUGCGCAACAUUAUACCGCGCAUAGAAGAAGCCGGUAUCACAUCAAGGCCAUUGAGCAGGGAGAAAUUGGCGCGGGUCGUGGAGGUGCGCUUCCCUGCCGCGGGCGCAGACCUAGAAGCACUGCGACGAGAUGAACAAGUUAGCCGGUUCGAGCGUGAAUGGAACCUCGAAAUCGUGUGGCAGGCGGACACGGUGCAUAGGCGGUACAAGCGCCUGGCAGUCUUCGACAUGGACUCCACCCUCAUCCAGCAAGAAGUCAUCGACCUGAUUGCGUCACUCAUCGGCGUGGAAGACCAGGUCUCCGCCAUCACAGCCGCGGCUAUGAACGGCGAAUUGGACUUCGAGGCAAGUCUGAGGGCAAGGUGUAAGCUGCUGAAGGGCGUGCCGAGCACCGUGUGGGAGACAUUGAGAGUGUGCAUCACGCUCAACGAAGGCGUGCAGGAGCUUAUUACGGCACUGAAGCGACUGGGGUUCAAGACUGCGGUAUUGAGUGGCGGCUUUACGCCAUUGACUGGGUGGAUGGGACAGAAGCUAGGCCUAGACUAUGCAUUCGCAAACCACCUCGUCGUCUCGGAAGACGGGAAGGAACUCACCGGCGAAUUGACUGGCGAGAUAGUUCACGCCGAAAAGAAGCGUCAACACGUCCUUGAGAUCGCAGAGAAGGAGGGCAUAUUGCUGGAUCAGGUUGUUUGCAUCGGCGACGGCGCGAAUGAUCUCCCUAUGAUGGGAGUCGCAGGCUUGGGAGUCGCAUUUCAUGCGAAGCCCAAGGUGCAGAUGCAGGCUCCCGCAAGGCUAAACUCGAAGAGUAUGCUGGAUGUGCUGUAUCUGUUUGGCAUAUCAAAAGAAGAACAGGAGGCGCUGUUACAGUGA
Didymosphaeria variabile is the source of this 1143-nucleotide messenger RNA. It is a transcript of the gene SER2, whose product is annotated as Phosphoserine phosphatase. Gene Ontology annotation, cellular component: cytoplasm. Gene Ontology annotation, biological process: L-serine biosynthetic process; dephosphorylation. Gene Ontology annotation, molecular function: magnesium ion binding; L-phosphoserine phosphatase activity. The transcript has a single exon. The record is from RefSeq and is a predicted model, not a curated record. NCBI's taxonomy places the organism in Eukaryota, Fungi, Ascomycota, Dothideomycetes, Pleosporales, Didymosphaeriaceae. Bases 1 to 1143 code for a protein of 380 amino acids.